This is a messenger RNA of Vicia faba (fava bean), 831 nucleotides long. Lineage: Eukaryota; Viridiplantae; Streptophyta; Magnoliopsida; Fabales; Fabaceae. The record is from the annotation of a GenBank genome assembly.
AUGGAAUCAGCUCCACCUUCUCCUCGCGCGUCUGAAAUUCUAAAUCCACUCUUCACACAAUCCAAUUCAUCAAGUGGCAACACGUUUGAUUGUUGGCACAUAUUUGAUGAAACAUUCAUUCCUGAUGCUUCUCCUCAUCAACCUUCUCAAUGGCCAAGUAAUGAUAAAAUGGUUUCCACCUCUCAAAGUGAUACUACUCAUGAUGCUACAUCACUAAUGGCUACUCAUCAUUCCUAUGGAGCUACUCAAGACUUGAAUGUGCCUUUAGAACUAGACUCUCAUGCGUGGUUUUCUGACUCAGAUAUUCAGGCCAUUGGAUCCUCUAAAUGUCAUUCCAUGGCAUCUAAGGUUACCUCUCUUGAAGGCGCUCAUGACUCUGAUGAUCUGUACAGAUUCUUCUCAUUGCUUGUGAAAAAGACAACAUCUUCAAUUUCUGGUGGGAUUCAAGUCACAUCUCCAACUGUCAAUAAUGAUGUGCAAAGUCAAGCUAGUACCAGUUCUAUUCUUUCUAUUUGGCACCGUAGGCUUGGUCACGCCCACUAUGAGGCAAUUAGGUUUGAAGAGAGCUUUAGACUUGCAUUUGCCCAGUUGAAAGCUUUUAAAAAAACUUAUAACUCCACUGAUAAAUGUGCUAGUGCUACAACUGAUCCUCAAGCCUUGGCUUUGAUGGAAAAUGCUCAUCAAUACUCAUUGCCUAAGGACCUUGAAAACCAAGCUUGGUUCUCUAACUCAGGUGUUUCACGCCAUCUUACUUUUAAUCCUUAUUUCUUACACUCUAAGAAAUUGUAUAAUGGUCUAAGUCAUGUCAAUAUAGCCAAUGGUCUAUCUUAA